CGGGUUCUGCUGUGGACUGGGCUCUGCUGCUGUACUGAGCUUCAUUAGAGCUGCAGAGGCUGUCACUAAGUAACUCUUUAUAUACCAUUUUCUUCUUGAAAGGGGAAAAGGGAACUCACCGGCAGAAUGUAUGGAUUUGUCAACCAUGCCUUGGAGUUACUGGUUAUAAGGAACUAUGGAGAAGAAGUAUGGGAGGAUAUCAAGAGAGAAGCACAGCUGGAUGAAGAGGGACAGUUCUUGGUGAGAAUAAUUUACGAUGAUUCCAAAACCUAUGACCUUGUAUCAGCUGCAAGCAAAGUGCUCAAUCUCAAUGCCGGUGAUAUUCUCCAAAUGUUUGGAAAUAUGUUUUUUGUUUUUUGCCAAGAAUCUGGAUAUGACACAAUUCUUCGGGUCCUUGGAUCCAAUGUCAGGGAGUUCUUGCAGAACCUGGAUGCUCUGCACGAUCACUUAGGUACUAUCUAUCCAGGUAUGCGUGCUCCAUCAUUUAGAUGUACUGAUGCAGAGAAGGGUAAAGGCCUUAUUUUACACUAUUAUUCAGAGAGAGAAGGACUUCAAGAUAUUGUUAUUGGGAUCAUCAAAACAGUGGCACAGCAGAUCCAUGGAACAGAAAUAGAUAUGAAGGUCAUUCAACAAAGAAAUGAGGAGUGUGACCACACACAAUUCUUGAUAGAAGAAAAGGACUCUAAAGAGGAAGACUUUUACGAAGACCUGGACAGAUUUGAGGAGAAUGGAACUCAAGAAUCUCGUAUAAGCCCUUACACAUUUUGCAAAGCGUUCCCUUUUCAUAUAAUGUUUGAUAGAGAUCUUGUUGUUACACAAUGUGGAAAUGCUAUCUACAGAGUUCUUCCUCAGCUCCAGCCUGGAAACUGUAACCUUCUGUCAGUAUUCUCCUUGGUUCGUCCCCAUAUUGACAUCAGCUUCCAUGGAAUCCUGUCUCAUAUCAACACUGUAUUUGUCCUGAGAAGUAAGGAAGGUUUGCUUGAUGUGGAAAAAUUAGAGACCGAAGAUGAACUGACUUUAACUGAAAUAAGUUGUCUACGUCUAAAAGGACAGAUGAUCUACUUGCCAGAAGCCGACAACAUUCUUUUUCUCUGCUCACCAAGUGUGAUGAACUUGGAUGAUCUGACAAGAAGAGGACUGUAUCUCAGUGACAUCCCCCUCCAUGAUGCUACUCGUGACCUGGUACUUCUUGGAGAACAGUUCAGAGAAGAAUAUAAGUUGACUCAAGAACUGGAAAUACUUACUGACCGUCUGCAGCACACCCUUCGGGCCCUGGAAGAUGAGAAAAAAAAGACUGAUACCCUUCUAUACUCGGUGCUUCCACCUUCUGUUGCUAAUGAACUCAGACAUAAGCGCCCAGUUCCAGCCAUGCGUUAUGACAAUGUCACAAUUCUGUUUAGUGGCAUUGUAGGAUUUAAUGCAUUCUGCAGCAAGCAUGCUUCUGGCGAAGGAGCCAUGAAGAUUGUAAAUCUUCUGAAUGACGUUUACACAAGAUUUGAUAUUUUAACUGACUCUCGCAAGAAUCCUUUUGUCUACAAGGUUGAAACUGUUGGUGACAAGUACAUGACAGUCAGUGGCCUUCCAGAACCAUGUGUCCACCAUGCAAGGUCUAUAUGUCACUUGGCUUUAGACAUGAUGGAGAUUGCCGGACAGGUUCAAGUAGAUGGGGAAUCUGUGCAGAUCACAAUUGGCAUACAUACAGGAGAAGUGGUGACAGGUGUUAUUGGUCAGAGAAUGCCACGCUACUGCCUGUUCGGAAAUACUGUCAAUCUGACUAGCAGAACAGAGACAACUGGAGAGAAGGGGAAAAUAAAUGUAUCUGAAUAUACGUACAGAUGUCUUAUGAGUCCAGAAAAUGCCGACCCGCAGUUUAAUUUACAGCAUAGAGGACCUGUGAGCAUGAAGGGGAAGACCGAACCAAUGCAAGUGUGGUUUUUGUCCAGAAAGACUGCAGAAACAGAGGAGUAAGAAAGGCAUUAACACUGAAAAACCAAAUACAGGGAAAGUCAAGAUGUGCCAUCAUGUGUUUUUCAAUAAGCUGAUUUAAGUUGUAGUAACUUUGUUGCUUGCCCUUUCAUUUGUUGCAUACAAGUAUGUAAACUGUAGUUGUAAAUGUUUACUGUGAAUAUUACUUUAGUGUAUUUUGCCCUGGCGGCAAGCCUAUAACCUGUAAUCUAUAUGCCAAAUUUGUAAAAACAAAAAUAUUUUCACUAUUUUAAAUAGUUAAUAGUCUAUAUUAGCUUUUGUUUAGCGCCACUCUUAUAUGACGGCAUAUGCUUACGAUUCACAUGUGAUAUAUGUACUGUGGAUCAAGAAAUGUUAUAGUUUUGAGGCUAGUUAGAAACAACUGCACAGUAUACUAAUAAACCUGUUGUAUCGGUACGCAGCUACAUUAAAAAAAAAAUUGUCUACAAAACCUUAAAGGGGUACUCCGGUGGAAAUUAUUAUUUUUUUUUUUUUUUAAAUCAACUGGUGCCAGAAAGUUAAACCGAUUUUAAAUUACUUCUAUUAAAAAAUCUUAAUCCUUCCAGUACUUAUUAGCUGCUGAAUACCACAGAGGAAAUUAUUUUAUUUUUGGAACACAGAGCUCUCUGCUGAAUCACGAGCACAGUGCUCUCUGCUGACAUCUCUGUCCAUUUUAGGAACUGACCAGAGCAGCAUAUGUUUGCUAUGGGGAUUUUCUCCUACUCUGGACCGUUCUUAAAAUGUACAAAGGUAUCAGCAGAGAGCUCUGUGUUCCAAAAAGAAAAGAAUUGCCAUUGUAGUAUUCAGCAGCUAAUAAGUACUGGAAGGAUUAAAGGGUAGCUCCCACCAUCCAUUUUUUUUCUUUCUGUCCCUGCCUAUUGCCCAUCUAUCCCUAACCCCCUCCCUGCCUUUACAUUUUUUUAACUAUAUUAAAAUGGCUUUUUGUCUGCCUGGUAGUGUGCUCACAACCAGGCAGACUUCCCCAGCAGGCGUGACGUCACUGAUGCCUGCUGGGGCCGACACUUCUACCCUUAGUUCAUUAUACAGGGUGCCUCCAGCUGUUUCACCACUACAACUCCCAGCUUGCCCUGACAUCUACUGGCUGUCAGGGCAUUCUGGGAGCUGUAGUGGUGAAACAGCUGGAGGCACCCUGUGGUGAAAACAAUAACUUUGUUAGCGCAGCAGUGCUACUUCGCUCCCCAAACCCCCCCCCCCCAGCCUAUAGUGCUGAGCAGCGGCGGCGCUCUCCCGAACCCCGCUCCCCCCCACCAUGCCUAUAGUGCAGAGAGUAGAUUUACCCAUCCGGAGGAUCAGCGCAGCAAUGAGUGCGUGCGCUGCCUCCGGACAGGGUAACGGGGGUGGGCAGGCGGGGCCGCGCUCGAGGCCAGUGGAGCUGGCCAAUGCGCGCAGCCUCAGCUAUCAGUGUGCUCGCUCUCGCCUGUUUGAUUGACAGGUGGGAGCGAGCACUGCAGUGCCUGAAUUUCGUCUCAUUGCCAGGCUUAAAUGAGUCGAAAUUCAGUAGUGACGUCACUGCCGAAUGCAUUCGGCCACUAGGAGGGCGACCCCUAGUGGCCGAAUUUAAAAGUGAUUUUAAACUGGUUUAAAAUCACUUUUUUUUUUCAAUUAAAGUAUAUUAGAGAUAUGUUGCAGUACUUAAGUACUACAACAUAUCAAUUUUUUUACUUCAUGACAGUGCCCAUUUAAGAUUUUUUAAUAGAAGUCAUUUACAAAUCUGUUUAACUUUCUGGCACCAGUUGAUUUAAAAAAAAAUAAAAAAGGUUUUCCACUGGAGUACACCUUUAAUUUCCAAACAAAAUCAAGCCAAAAAUGGAAGAUACAAUAAUUGAAUGAAUAACACACAUAACAAGGGUACAGGAUCGCGCAUGUUUCUUCUAAUCUGCAAAGUGUUGUCAGCAUUUUUAGUAGUAUCCAUAACUGGCGCUCACCACAUGUUAUGUGAAAUUUUUAUAUGUUAACUAGUAUGGUACAUACUUUAUUAUGAGUGGAUGUGCUAUACGUCAACCAUGUAAAUGAUAGUAUUGUAUACGAUUUGUAUUUUAGGUAUUAGUAGUAAUUAACAGGGUAUCUUUGUCCAUUGACAUAAAACCCAAAAAUAAGUCUUUACUUUUGACACACAGAAGCAAAUGCUUGUAAAUACUAAUAGAGAGGUCAUAUUUUUAUCUUUGUGCCAUAUAAUAGUGUAUUUUAGGAUCUCUUUAGAUAGGUUAGUUGACAUACAGAAUGUAUUGUGCUGGCUUAUUUCAUGAUUUACUUAAAGGGAUACUCCACUGCUCAGCGUUUGGAGCCGCUGGUUCCGGUGCCAGGGGAGCUUGUGACAUCAUAGCCCUGCCUCCUCAUGAAGUCAUGCCCCGCCCCCUCAAUGCAAGUCUAUUGGGGGGGGCGUGAUGGCUGUCAUGCCCCCUCCCAUAGACUUGCAUUGAGGGGGCAGGGCAUUACUUCAUGAGGGGGGGGGGUUAUGACAUCAUGAGCUCCCGGUGCGGGCUUCAGCAUUCGGAACAGUUUGUUCCAAACACUAAGCAGCGGAAUACCCCUUUAAUGUUGCAACCUUCCUAAUAUUUAUCUGUAUCUUUACAUGUCACAUAUGUACAGUAUAAAUUGUCCAGGUACUGUAAAGACAUCCAUAAUAAAUUAUUUUUUCAUCACACUG
Hyla sarda is the source of this 4633-nucleotide messenger RNA. It is a transcript of the gene GUCY1B1, whose product is annotated as guanylate cyclase 1 soluble subunit beta 1. Gene Ontology annotation, biological process: cGMP biosynthetic process; response to oxygen levels. Gene Ontology annotation, molecular function: heme binding; guanylate cyclase activity. The coding region runs from base 127 to 1968 and encodes 613 amino acids. The record is from RefSeq and is a predicted model, not a curated record. Gene Ontology annotation, cellular component: guanylate cyclase complex, soluble. The transcript is spliced from 14 exons. NCBI's taxonomy places the organism in Eukaryota, Metazoa, Chordata, Amphibia, Anura, Hylidae.